CUUAGCUUGGAAGAGCUCAACGAUGCGGCUCUCAACCAUUUCAUAUACCAGCCGGUCUCCCAGCAGAUGAUUGCUUACCUUGCUGGCGCCGCGCUCAAUGUCAUCGCCUGUGACUCGCCAAAUCUGCCCAGGGGUCGCAAGGCCCGCGUCGUCCAACCCGAAGUUGAUGAUCUUCCCACCCUCGAGAACUUCAUCACCCAACUUGUCACCUCCUCCAACGUCCAGGUCCCCACCCUCAUGUCCACACUCGUCUACCUCACUCGCCUGAGAUCGAAGCUACAGCCGGCCGCUCGCGGCAUACCAUGUACCACGCACCGCAUCUUCCUUGCUUCUCUCAUCCUUGCUGCCAAAUAUUUAAACGAUAGCUCGCCUAAGAACAAGCACUGGGCCGCCUACAGCCACGUCUAUCACGAUUUUCGCAGCUUCGGAUUUAGCGGCUCUGAGGUUAAUGACAUGGAGCGGCAAUUACUUGGACUUCUCGACUGGGACUUGCGUAUCACCGAGAGGGAUCUUUACACCGAGUUCGAUCCCUUCCUGGCUCCCAUCCGGGAUAGACUCGACGCCAAGCACGAGCGUGUGUUGCGGCGCAGGCAGAGGGAAGAAGAGGAGCGCCGCCAGAUGCUCAAGUCGUCUAUGUUCAUGCGCUCUGGCUCUGCGACACCGCACUCGAGAGAGACAUCUCGAUCCCGGCAGAGGACGCCCGAACACAUCCGC
Messenger RNA from Sodiomyces alkalinus F11, 714 nucleotides. RefSeq lists its product as hypothetical. Gene Ontology annotation, molecular function: protein kinase binding; cyclin-dependent protein serine/threonine kinase regulator activity. The transcript has a single exon. NCBI's taxonomy places the organism in Eukaryota, Fungi, Ascomycota, Sordariomycetes, Glomerellales, Plectosphaerellaceae. Gene Ontology annotation, cellular component: nucleus; cyclin-dependent protein kinase holoenzyme complex. The annotation marks the transcript as partial. The record is from RefSeq and is a predicted model, not a curated record. Gene Ontology annotation, biological process: regulation of cyclin-dependent protein serine/threonine kinase activity.